ACAGCUGUCUGCUCUGCUUACUAAACCCUUGGUGAAACAGCAAGCCAGUCUUAGGCAAUGUGGGCCACAUCUGGGAACACUUCAUCGUUCACCAGGCACAGGACAUCUGACAACCCUUCAUACUCAAUCAAGCCAAGCACACCCCUCUCUGAUUUUCCCCUGUUCUUUCUGGACGAACGGCUUCCAUAGUUCUGUUGUAGUAGGCGGUCAAGUUUCGCAAGCGCUAUUGUUUCCAGAGCCAGCCGUUUCCUAAAUCGACGGCCCACGAAUCGCUUUUCCCUGGCUUCGGAUUGGUUCCAUUCACCCGCAUUUCACUUUCAAGGUCCUUAGAGAUCUCCAUUUACCUAGUUAUAGCUUACAAACAUCAUGAUGGACUCUCAGCGGCAUCGUCGCUCUCGCUGUCCGACGUCGCAUUCGUCGCACACACCCUCAUGGACGUCCCGGCAUUGCUGCUCGACGAAUCUUUUCGUCGCAUGCCUAGCCGUUUUGGUAGCUCUUCCUCGAAUAAAAGCACAAGCAGUCGCAGACAGUCAACGCCCGGCGCUGGCGGCGGUGAUGGAGGUGUGGGGCGCGGCUCUCAAUCUGAACGCCACGUGGUUCGUCGCGCCGACCUGCGCGCAAUGGCAGGGGCUCGCCUGCAACGCCAUGGGCCAAGUCACCUCCCUGGAGAUCUCCAACCGGCGGCGACUGGCGGGGCAGAGCAUACCGGCCGCUAUCACUCAGCUCUCCUCGCUGCAGCGCCUGAGUCUGGAUCACAAUCUCCUGGUGGGCAGUGUGCCGUCCAACAUCGGAUACCUCUCCGCCCUCUCUUCCCUGUCGCUGAGCGGCAACGCUCUUCAGGGCGCCAUCCCACAGUCCGUCUCUACGCUCGUCAAGCUGCGCGUCCUGGAUCUCAGCACCAACGGCUUGACCGGGCCCAUCCCCGACUCCUUUGCCCCUCUCACUCUCCUCAACACUCUGGCUCUCGGGUCCAACCAGCUCACCGGCCCUCUGCCCCCAUCGCUCUUUGGCCUCUCCAAUCUCCAGCACCUGUUGAUCGGCGGCAACCGCAUCUCCUCCGCUCUACCGGACUCCCUCGCCGGCCUCAGCUCCCUCCUUGCACUAGAUGUGAGUCGCAACUCCUUCUAUGGAAGGCUGCCUGCCGCGUUGGGCGCUCUGCCUUCGCUCGUCUUCCUGGACGUGAGCGAGAACCAGCUCAGCGGGGCGCCCAUUGCGUCCUUCGUGUCACCCGCCAUGGCCAACGCGUCCCUCGCAGCGCUCGACUUGUCCGGCAACUUCCUCACCACCAACGUCUCCUCCUUCUCCGCUAGGAGUGCUGCCAGCAGCCCAGCAGCCAGCUCUCCCACCAGCAACACCACCAUCCGUAGCAACACCACCACCGGAAGCAACACCACCACCACCAACACCACAACUCUGCUUUCCUUCUGUCCGUCGACUCUUCAAGGCGGGUACGCCUCAGCCAAUCUGCUCGUUUACGGUGUCUCCCCGUCCAGCAGCCAGCGCGGCAACUGCUUCCUGGGCGGCAACUGGAACCUCACUGAGAAUUUCGUCGACGACAAGCGCAAGGGCAACACGAACCCGGCAGCAGCAAGCAGCGGAGUAAGCACCAAAGCAGGAGCCCAGAGCGGCGGCAGCGCGAGUGCGGGCACGGGGUGCGCGGUGGGAGCGCAGCGGCGUGCCAUCGAGUGCGUGGCGUUCUGUGGCGCGGCGCUGCCGUCGGGCCCCUGUGGCGGCCUGGGCACGUGCUACCUGGCGUCCCCCUCCAACACCCCCACCUGCGCCUGCAACGCCGGCAUGUUGGCCGUGCAGCUCACUGUCAUCGUGGGGAGGAUUGCUGUCUCUUACCCGUCCUGCUCGCCGAACCCCGGCCCUGCUCCUCCUCCACCACCACCUGCAGCAGAUAACUCCACCCUGAGGAAAAGAGAAUCCCGAGGAGCCAACUUGGACCAGGCCGCAACAGUCUCCUCCACCUAUUUCAACCCCUACUUCCGCUACGCAUCGCUGGGCUUCAUCGGCACUCCCUCAACCCCCAAGUGGAACAUCACUCCCACCAUCGACUGGCGCACCCGCAUCCCCGCGGCACUCUCGCCGGCCAAAGAUAUGGGCUUCUGCUCGGCGUGCUGGAUCUUUGCGCCGGUGGCGGCGGUGGAGGCUGUGUACGCAAUCGUGUUUGGUGCAGUGGCGCCCAGCCUGGCGGAGCAGCGGGCUAUUGACUGCCAGGGCACCUGGACCUGCGCCGGGGGGCGCCCCGACGACGCCUUCAACUACAUCGCCGCCUCGGGCGGCCUCCCCAACUCCACCGCGUACCCCUACACGGCCGUUGCUAACAGCACCAUGUGCAAAGCAGGGCUCGCUCGGCGCGCCGUGCUUUCCCGCAGGCUCUCUCUCCACCAAUCCUACAACCCAGAGGCUGCGGCAGAGGCUGCUGCCAGUGAAGACAACAAUCCCCUGGUCUCCUCACCUUUCCCUGCCUCCUUCCCCUCUCUUGCUCGCACACUCUCGCGUCUCCUCAAGGCAAGACCCCGCAAGUCGAAGCUCGCCGUGACCGCACCAAAGAAGGAUGUGGCUAUCGUCCCGAUGCCGAGCACGGCAUACACAGUAUCGAUGUUUGAGCGCGUGGGUAUCAACGGGUGGCUUGGCCUCGCCAUUGCGGUGCAGCAGCAGCCCGUCGUCGUCUACAUCGAGGCGCGGGCGCUCUCCUUUGUCAGCUACUCUGGGGGCUUUGUCUAUUCAGACCCGAACUGCUAUUCCACGCGGCUGGUGGACCACCUGGUGCUGGUGGUGGGCUUUAACCUGCUGGACGCCACGCCCCACUGGAUCAUCCGCAACUCCUGGGGUCCCUCGUGGGGCGAGAAUGGCUACAUGAAGAUCGCCAUUGCGGGCGGCCCGGGCAUCUGCGGAAUGAACACGCUGCCGGGGCUCUACCCCUCCAUCGUCUCGCCCGACCCCUGCAAGCCCAUCAACCCCUGCGGGGGGGGCGUGUGCACCGCUAUCCCGGGCAACAAGAACCAGCGCAACAAGUGCACCUGCCCUGCCAACUUCGUCGCAGUUAUGAACGUUGACUUGACACAGUCAUGCGCCAUUGCCAAGGUGUGUGCGUUCUUCGCCAUGAAUCCGUGUGGCUUCGGCACAUGCGUUGACGACAACAAGGGCGGCUACUCUUGCCUCUGCUCGCCCGGCUACAUCCUCGGCGCGCUCACCGACGGCUCUGCCACGUGCAUCCCAGGUGCCUCGUCUGUGAAGGUGACGCUGCCAGCCGACAUGUCAUGCAACCAGAUCCGCUCCACAUUCUUGCUCUCCAAGGCCAACUUCACCAAGCUCAACCCCUCGCUCAAGUGUCCGGGCACGUACCCAGCAGGCACGGUGGUAGUGACCAAGAACUCCACAGUGAACGGAUCGGCAUGCAUCGUGCCGUACACCAUUGUGGCCGGAGACACUUGCGCCGGCAUCGCCACCAUUUUCAACCUCACCACUGCCGACCUUGCAGCUGUCAAUCCUGAGCUAGACUGCGCUGCUCUCGUCUCUGGACAGCUGAUCUGCAUAAAAUCUGGUACCCCUGAAGCGCAAGGCUGCUUGAGUUAUUACACGGUCAAUCCAGGGGAAACCUGCAGUGACGUCAUGGUCAACACAUAUCCACCAAUCUCUGCAGCGCAACUCUAUCAGUACAACCCUGGGAUUAUCUGCUCAGCGGAUUCUCAACGACUCAUCGGGCAAGAUGUUUGUGUGGAUGCAUCCCCCGUUGUUGGUGCACUAUAUUGUGCGUAUGGAUACUACACCGUGGUUUCUGGCGACACAUGCGGGGGUGUGGCGUGCAAAGUGUUCAGAUGCUCGUACUCGUUGAUGUACAAUUACAACCCGGGGUUCGUGUGCUCAUCAUCGACCCUGUAUGUAGGAAAGGUUCUCUGCAAGCCAAAGCCACUCUAAAUUAAUCGCUGAUGUAGAUGGAGGCCCCCAUUUUAUUAAUUCGUUUGUGCUA
Closterium sp. NIES-67 is the source of this 3976-nucleotide messenger RNA. Lineage: Eukaryota; Viridiplantae; Streptophyta; Zygnematophyceae; Desmidiales; Closteriaceae. The record is from the annotation of a GenBank genome assembly.